Messenger RNA from Gambusia affinis (western mosquitofish), 8710 nucleotides. It is a transcript of the gene pde4ba, whose product is annotated as phosphodiesterase 4B, cAMP-specific a. Gene Ontology annotation, biological process: signal transduction. Bases 4333 to 5913 code for a protein of 526 amino acids. The transcript is spliced from 9 exons. The record is from RefSeq and is a predicted model, not a curated record. NCBI's taxonomy places the organism in Eukaryota, Metazoa, Chordata, Actinopteri, Cyprinodontiformes, Poeciliidae. Gene Ontology annotation, cellular component: perinuclear region of cytoplasm; nucleus; cytosol. Gene Ontology annotation, molecular function: 3',5'-cyclic-AMP phosphodiesterase activity; transmembrane transporter binding.
AGGUUUUUUUAUUUCAUUUUUUGUUGAACAUUUGUUAUUGCUACCAGUCUUUUUCUGUUCAAAGUGGUUGGAAGAACUUUAAAUGUAUUCCACAGCAGUGGAAGAUGACGGCUGAAGUUUGAUGACCGUUUUGUUUUCAACCUUCUGCACUGCAAUCUACAAUUUUAUUGAUCAAAUUUUAAAUAUAUUUUUUAGAUAAAAGAUGCGUCUGUAUCUCUGUUCACCAUUCAAGAAUCUCUGUUUAUCCUCAAAGUGUUGGUGAAAAUAUUCUGAAUGGACAGAAAUCCUUCCUGUCGUGCUUUUUGUUUAUGGGAAUAACUUAGUAUUCACUGGAAAGAAUUGAAAGAAACCAAAGUUGAGGUUGCUUUUUAAACUAGACUUUGUCUUUUUUGUUGUUUCACAAAUGAUCUGUAAAGUGGCAAUACUGAAAUAAAUUGAGCAGUUUGAUGAAACAAACAGCACAUGCAGUAGAAGACAGACUGUGAGCUUGUUUCUGUUGUUUGGCGUGGUUUUGUGUUGUCAGAAGGGUUCAAGUUAAUAAGGAAAAUACUUAAUAAGAUUAGUUAUAUUUAACUCAAGCAGAUUAAAAAUGACAUAUCCAAACAUUUUAACAAACUCAACAGAGAGCAAGUUUGUGUGUUGGCAAAAAAAAUUCCUUUAGGGGUCAUGUUGGGUUAGAAGGAAGAAUCGCUGUGGAUAAUUUUUCACUGUGUUCAAUACUUUUUUUCUUUGACAGUAAAUUAUUUGGAGAAACAUCUUGAGUUUUACAUUUAAUAUGUGAGAUAUUGCAGGUUGAGCAAAAUUUUGCAACCAGCCUGAAAGCUGUUUUCAGCAAUUUGUGAAAACGUGUCCAAUUUUGUAACUCUCUUGUUUUUUUUUUUGUUGUUUAAUGCUUUGUACUGCAUAAUCUGGGGCAGAAUAUGUAUGAAUAAGUCUCUAUAACAUGGCUUUGUGAGUCAGAGGAAGUGAGAGGUAGUAUUUCUUUUGCACCGCCGGUGAAUUUACGCACACAUACAUACGCAAGACUCUUCCCCUGAUCUUUACAGAAUUAUGUCACCUUGAGUGGCUUUGGUGCCAGUUUUGCCAGCUUGCGUCAUAUAGCCAAACAAAGUGGAAAUAAAAUCAAAGCCUUGCAAAAUUUGGCAAACAAGAACAUGAAAAUGCACUAAAGGGGAAAGAAUGGUAAAUAUUCAUGUGAAACAUUUAUUUCAGGUGAAGUGAAAGCAAACUUUAAAGUUUUCAAUUCUAAAAACCUCUUAGCAUUUGAUGCCUAUUAAGAUUAUUGACUAAGUUAUUUACAAGCUUUACAAAACUUUCAAUGAAGGUCUCUCUGCAGCAGGAGUGUAGUGUAGGGCACCCACUAGUGGCUGUUGGGUACAACUUCAGCCUGGUGGAAAGGAUUCAAGUAAACAAUGUACAAAGAAUGACUCUGAAUACACAAUUUUUUUCUAGAUUUCAUUGUUUAUUUUUCAAUAUUAUUUGAAAUAGAAUUUAAGUCAGAAGUAGUCGAUAAUUCCACCAAAUAGUAGAAUAAAUAGCUAAACAAAACAGGAAAUAUGUGAUGGUUUAGGACAGAUUGGACAAUUUAGCUAUUUAAAAGUGCCAAAAUUUCCCUUAAUCUAAUUCAGAAGUCCUUUCAAUGAGACGCCAGAGAACGUGGCAGAGUGUCCAGAGGUUCAGAAUCUCACAUCAGGCCUUCCCUAACAUCCUGCUAUAGUGCAAGCAGAGUAGAUCCUCUCAGCCUCGUGUCAGGAGAGACCCCGUGCAGGCCUACCUGUCUGCCUGGCUGCCCUGCACAGCAGCUGUCCGAUGAAAUCACAUCUAAAUGCAGGAGCUCAGCUCUGGGUGUCCCCCCUUACCCAUCACUCCCGUGCUGGUCAAAUUAAAAUGCCACAGGCUUCAUUCACCUUCCCUGCCUCUGUCAUGGCAGCUCUCUGCUGAAUCAACCCAGCCACUGUAGGCAGGGACGAAAACCAGGGAGGAAUAUGGGAUUAAAAUGCAUGGAUAUUAAACUCAGUUAUAAAAGGACGUGUUGAACUUGGAAAUUGCACCCAGAGAGCUUCCAAUCCCGUCAAAGCUGUGUUUCAUGUUCACCACGAAGAAAAAACCCCCACAUCUUUACUUUUUUCUUCCACUUAACCUUCCACUAAUAUGCUGGCAUUUCACUUUGCGUCUAAUCUAUCUACACAAUUAGUUUAAUUUUAUUAAGUAAUACUAAAAGAAAUUACCAUUAUGAUGCUAUUCUUAAUUAAUUCUAGAGUACGUCUUUAAAAUCUGCACGUUACAUGUAAGUAUCAACUAUAUUUAAGUGUAUAACAGCACACUAAUGAAUGCACACAUUCAUUAGUGUGCAUUUGUGGCUACUAAUGAAUGUUUGCAGCCUCUGGCAAAGCCCAGUUCUCUGACACAUUGUAGAGAGACACCCCCCUUGCUGUUAUUUCUGGUUUUCUUAUACAUUAUGUAGUGAGCUAUUAUAUAAAGGGCUGCCUCCUGUUUUUUUUUUCUUUUUUUCCUUGCAACUACCCCCUCUCUUCUGGUCCUUUCCCUUAGUGGGAGGAUAAUCUGGAAUCCUCUCAGAAAAGCUUUGAUCUCCCACUCAUGCUCCCCAGUUCGAACAAACAACGUUGGAUCUAAAGGCUCCUACAGAUCUCUGUUUACAGUUUCCAAUUGAUUGGUUCUGACAUGACAAAUGCCAUGUUUUCUCUUUAGCAAACCGCUGCAGCCUUCCUCUCUGGGGCUCCACAAAUAAUAAUCUUGACAGAAAUUGCCAAAAAAUCAAAUUCACACCUUGAAAUGGAGCACUGGUACUGAUGUAAGAGUGGAUUCCAGUCAGGUGGCCCCAGCCUUGUACAUUGCAGCACCUGCACCAAGGACAGCUCAUUGAUUCUUUCGGGAAGGCGGGCAGAGAGAUUGAUCACUGGCAGAAAUUGACACAUAAGUGGUAAAGAGCCUGGAAUUGAUGAGGCGGAGGGAGGGAAUGGGGCACACUGGAUGCGAUGUGUGUGGUGUGUCCUCGUGACAGCUCAGCAGCUUCACCGCAUGAAGAAAAAGGGAAAGCCUCUUCUGCAUUUCUCCCCUUCAGUUUUUCUGUUAAAUGAGUAAAAAAAAAAAAAAAAGAUGUACUUGUUCUCUUAUGCUGUUUCUAUGGUCACACACACACUCCUCUCAAAGCCAAAGACAUAAAGCCGCAUCCGUCCCCAGUUUGGGGACAGACGCAAUUAUCUGCCAUCUCUCUGCUCUUUUUCUUCUUUUCUUAUUUUCUCACCUCCUCCGACCAGCUUUCCCACUCCGCUUGUUAAAAAUAGCCAUCCACAGACACCCUGUUGGCAUCCAAUAUUAUUAUGGGAUGCAGAUAAUGAACAGGCGUAUGAGGUCUAUACAAUGGCCGCCACACUUGGUUGUCAGGAGACAACAGAGGACUCGAGAAGAGGGGAGUUGAAGAGGAGCAGGCGAUAGUGGAGAUAAUGGCGAUUAAAAAUACAGUUCACACAGGCUCACAUUCCUCAAAACAUGGCUCAUUGUUUCACUGUAAAGGAGGAGGGUUUGUUUUUACUUCCUAAUUACAAUCCCCUUCACUGGAUGACUUGAUAUAAGUGGCUUUAAAGAGGGGAUUAGAAAGGCUGAAAAUUGAAAAGUAUGUAAAUUAUUUUUGGGAGGAAAAAACGUGGAACUCAUAUCUGCUUCAAAACUUCAUACAAGCUGUAAUUAGGGCGCCCCCUCUUCCUAUUUCUGUCAAAUCAUAUGCUCCGAAAAGAGUGUUGCUAUGGCUGGCAGAUAGUGAAAGGGGAAAAAAGAGAUGGAAAAGGGGAGAAAAAAAACACAGAAAGAUAGACAAGCUGGGAAAGGAGGGGGAGAGAGAGCUAAAGGGAGAGCAGCGAGGCGAGACAAAUCCAGCGGAGGAACCCCCCCUCCAGUCAGAUGAACAUCGCUGCCUCUCUCCCUCCUCCUCCUGUCUCCAUCGCUGUGUUUUUCCCCUCCUCCCUUCCCUGCUUCCUCUCCAUUAUUCAUCAGUACGCCGAGAGUCCCCAGCUCACGGCUCCAACAGCUGCUGCUGCCUCUUCAGCCCCGUACAGCUGGAUCUUCUUGCUGAUUUUCCAAACAUCUUAUCAAUCUAUUUCCUCCAUCUGCAAGCAUGGAGAUUUGGAACUGGCCCUUUUCUGCUGAGAGGGAGAGCGAGCCAUCAUAAAGCUGCUCUCUUUGCUGUCGAGAAGAGAAGAUAGAGGAUUGUUUUUUUUUUUGGUGCCAAAAGAAUCCUGCUUGACUUCAGUAAAUUUUUUCCCCUAUUGGAUUACAGUUCUGGCUUUGUGUAGGAACCAAACAACGGGGUCCAAAAUGCCUGAAGCCAACUACCUGCUGUCGGUGUCUUGGGGUUACAUCAAGUUUAAGAGAAUGUUGAAUCGGGAGCUGACGCACCUAUCCGAGAUGAGUCGGUCUGGGAAUCAGGUUUCCGAAUUCAUCUCCAACACCUUCCUAGAUAAACAGAAUGAGGUGGAGAUCCCUUCACCGACAUCCAAAGCGCGAGAGAAGAAGAAACAGCAAAAACAGCAGCUGAUGACGCAGAUCAGCGGGGUUAAGAAGGUUUCCCACGGAUCGUCACUCUCCAACAGCAGCAUAUCGCGUUUUGGCGUCAAGACCGAUAAAGAAGAGCAACUGUCUAAGGAGCUGGAGGACCUGAACAAAUGGGGUCUAAACAUCUUCACAGUUUCAGAAUACUCCAACAACCGACCUCUGACCUGCAUCAUGUACGCCAUAUUCCAAGAGCGAGAUCUGCUAAAGACGUUCAAGAUUCCAGCUGAUACAUUUGUGGCCUACAUGAUGACACUAGAGGAUCAUUAUCAUGCAGAUGUGGCUUACCAUAACAGUUUGCAUGCUGCUGAUGUAGCCCAGUCAACGCACAUCCUUCUCUCUACUCCCGCCCUGGAUGCGGUCUUCACAGAUCUUGAGAUCCUAGCGGCCAUCUUUGCUGCAGCAAUUCAUGAUGUUGACCAUCCUGGAGUAUCAAACCAAUUCCUAAUCAAUACCAACUCUGAGCUAGCCCUGAUGUACAACGAUGAGUCUGUGCUGGAGAACCAUCAUUUGGCUGUGGGCUUCAAGCUGCUACAGGAAGACAACUGUGACAUCUUCCAGAACCUCACAAAGAAGCAGAGACAGUCCCUCCGCAAAAUGGUCAUUGACAUGGUUUUGGCUACUGACAUGUCCAAACACAUGAGUCUGUUGGCUGAUCUGAAAACUAUGGUCGAAACCAAGAAAGUGACCAGCUCUGGAGUGCUGCUGCUAGACAAUUACACAGACAGGAUACAGGUGCUGCGAAACAUGGUACACUGUGCCGAUUUGAGCAACCCCACAAAGUCGUUGGAGCUGUACCGUCAGUGGACUGACCGGAUAAUGGAGGAGUUCUUCCACCAGGGAGACAGAGAGAGGGAGAGAGGGAUGGAGAUCAGUCCCAUGUGUGAUAAGCACACAGCCUCUGUGGAGAAGAGCCAGGUGGGUUUUAUUGACUACAUCGUGCACCCCCUGUGGGAGACCUGGGCCGAUUUGGUUCACCCUGAUGCUCAGGACAUUCUGGACACCUUAGAGGACAACAGAAACUGGUACCAGAGCAUGAUUCCCCAAAGUCCCUCACCGCCCUUUUACGACCAGGGCACACAUGGACACAGUGGAGGCACAGGAGGACAAGGAGGAGGGGAGAAAUUUCAAUUUGACUUGACAUUGGAGGAGGAAGACAUGGACGGGAUGGAAAAAGACUGUGAUGGGGAGGAUGAGGAAGAACUAGAGGUGGAGGAUAGUCUUGUAAAUUCUCGCUCGCCUCCUCCAGACUAUUUGGACAGUCAGGCAGAGGAAGAAGAUGGCAUGAUUGAGCCAAUGACGGCAAUAGAGAUUGUGACGCAUGAAGCCUCACCCACGGACACAUAGGGCUUCCGACAACAGGCUCUCAUGGUGGUUUGAAAGUUUUUUGAAAAGAGGGGGAAUACCCUCUUGCAGCUGUGCUUUUUAAUAAGCCGACAGAAGCAAAGGCUUAGUUUAGGCCCGCACAGGGGCAACUUGCACUUGGGUGUUUGAAGCCAGACACAGAUGGACAGUUUUACAGAGGUGGCUUCAGAGUUCUCAGGAAUUAUUUGCUGCGAACAUUUUAGUCUCGAUGGACGAGAGAGGAACUUGAAGGAUUUCAGCCAGUUUAGAAAUUGGCUCAUUUUCCUUUCUGGACUGGCAUUAUAUGGACAAUGACACUACUGAGAGAAGUUUUGUACCUUAAGAGGUUUUUUUUUCUACAGAUAUAAGAUCUUGAAGUAGCAUAGAUUAAGAUCUACUGAUGGAGACACAUUUGUAUAGCAAGAAGAAGUGUUUACUUAUUUCCGUACCAUUUGUCAAAGGACUUUUUGUGUGCCUUUUUUACAACUGUCUUUAUAAUAGUUUUUUAUUUAUUGAACACACUAGUGUUUGUUUCCUUUAUGACAAAAAAGAGAAAAACUGUUUUUGUAUGGUAAAGAGCAAAGUCUUCCACAUACUGGGCAAUAGAGAAAUCAAAGCAAAUGUUGACAAACAGUUCUUAGACUCAUCUACAGUUAAUGGGAAAAUGUACACCAGAAUCACUCAAUAUGAUUUCUAUCUGAGCACAGACAGUCUACACAUAUGUUCAGAUAUGGUUCAUGUUACAAAUUUGAUAAGUUGCUUUUUGUAUCAGUCAAUGAAUGUCAAUAUUACACAUUAACACAUCUCUUUCCAUCCUACACCUUUUGUUUUUGCAAACCAUUGAGCUUCACUUCUGUUUCUUUCUUUCCAUAGCUUCAAAUUUUUAGGUAUUCUUUCAAUUUCUAUAUCGUUUAAGGAAAUAUUUUGGUCUAGUUUGAUCUUUUAUGACAUUUUAAGAGUAGAUAUGCAAUCAACGAUGAAACAAAUGUCUCCUGACAUCCAGUUGCUCGGAUCAAUGGUAAAAUAGAAAAAUAAGUCGGCCAAGGACAAAAUGCACAACAGUGGUGAAUCUAUUUUUAGCUCCCAGGUAUGCUCCUGUCCUAAUAAUCCUGUUAGCCAAAAGAGGUUCAGAACCCAGAUCUGUCUGAUGUAACGCUCCCCUGCGUUUCCUGCAAUCAGGACCAGACCAGAUGAUUAAAGCUGCAAUUACAGUAGCCUGUCUAAAACACGCUGAUGGACAGAAUUCACCCUCCAGGCUCUGGCACAAUGACCCUGUAAAGCCAGGACAAGUAUUCCUUCCUCGUGAUAAAAAUCUACUCAUUGACGUCAGCUGGCUUCCCGGCAGGGUAGUUGAAUUCCACGCAAUGCAGCAAAGCUUUGGAACUGUGAAGAAACUAGAAAUCACCCUGGAAGCUUAAAAAUGGUUUGCAGACCUUCCUACAUCUGAUCAUAAUGAGUGUCCUAGCUGCAUUAAUAUCCUUACAUAACUUUGAUAUAGGUUUACUGAUACUCAAAGGUACUUAGUUUAAUUUCCCAAAAGCAUGCUUAAGUGGCAAUCAUUUGAGUGUGGUAUGUAUGUUUUAUAUGGGAGUGUGUUGUCUGUGUGUGUUUGGAUCAGGCCUUACCAUCCCCAAGUCACUCCAUAAAUUUGAUGUUUGUCACUAUGAGCUCAAGUUGGUCCUUUUUGCUGUUUAUAACAGUGUGUAUUUAUUCUCUACUUUACGCUUGUAAAUAAGAAAUACUGGUUUAGUGUAAAAUCUAUUUUAAUUUAUAUGCACUUGCAUUACCUGGAAGUGGUGGUGUCUAAUGUGUAGAAGACUCUGGAGUGGAGUCUUUUUUUUAUAUAAAUGUAUAUUGUUUUUAUAUAAAUAUAUCUAUAUAUAAUUAUAUCUAAGAAUAUAUUCGCACAAAGUUUCGAGUGCCCAGCAGAGCAGCAGCUAAAGAGGCUUGUUGUUGUCAUAUAAAACCCUUGAAACUACAUUUUUUGUUACAUGAAAGCUACAUUUGUUUUACAUAAUUAAAAAGAAUAUAUUGCUAAUGAUGCACAAACAUAAACCAAAACUAUUCUUGAAUUUAAUAAAUAUAAUAAAUUCAACAGAGAUUCCUAUAUUUUAUUUAGCUUUAAAUCAAAGCCUGUUUCUAGUUAAUUAUCUUGGGUUGGAAGGCUUUUAUUUGACAUCAGCAAUUUGAUAACCAAAAGGCCACAUGGGGGACAUUUUAAACUUUAUAGGCUUGGAGAUAGGAUACAUACAAGUUAGCUAAAGAAUACUGAAGCAUAGGUAUUGCUAAGUUCCAGAGUACACACAUAGCUUAAGUUUGUCAGAUUUGACAGCUUAAAUAAACCAGGCAGAUGUUUGACUGACAAAGUGUUCGUUUCUUUCUCCACUCAAUGCACUUCACCUAAAGUAGAGGACAUUAUCAGUAGCAUGCUGCAAUAUGCCCAGCACUGAUUGUUCUGAGUUGACAACAAAUCCUGAUCUUAUGUAACGGACUGUGCUGAUGUGUGAACUCUUCUGACCAAAUGUGUUAGCAGUUUUGACAGACAAAUUUGUCAGUAUUAAUGUUAUCUAUGUUCAAGCUUUUUUGGUCCUAGUUGUGUCCAAAUGGUUAGCCAGAUUUAGCACUAUCUGCAUGAGAGAUGGAUUCUUUUAUUUUUUAUUGUUCAUCUGUUGAAGUCCACCAGUUGUUGGUGGGUUGAUAAAUGUUUCACACAAUGUAUGGUAUGAUAUUGUAUAUUGUGUUUAAAAAUAAAUCUGAAAUACUUUUUUAUCAAGUGAUUAAAAGCAAAGCAUGAAUAUAA